UUUCUUCAUUCAACAACAACAAAAAAAAAAAAACUUUAUUAUCAACUAAUUAUAUUCAAAACCAUAUCAUGACGAAUCCGUUCAUGAUGAAGAGAGCAAGAGAAGAUUUUGAUCACCACGUAACCACCGUGGCGAACGGUUUGAUGUUACUCUCCGCCGCCGCCUCCGACGGCGGCGGAAACAGUUACCUGACGAUGAGCAGCGGCGAUCUCUGCAGCCGCGUUUUCGAGUGCAAGACGUGUAACCGGCAGUUCUCGUCGUUCCAGGCGCUGGGCGGGCACCGGGCCAGCCACAAGCGGCCGAGGAUGAUGACGGCGGCGGCGGCGGCAGGGGAGCCGGUGGCCCUGUUGCCGCCGAGCUCGCCGCCCAAACCUAAGACGCACGAGUGCUCCAUAUGCGGCCUGGAGUUCGCCAUUGGACAAGCACUGGGAGGACACAUGAGAAGGCACAGAGCGGCUGGGAAUGAUGUUUCCCUAAACGGCGGCGAUUCUCUUGCUCUUUCUCCUCCCGGCGGCGUUCCUGUGGUCAAGAAGCCGUCCAGUGGCCGGAGAGUUUUGUGCGUGGAUUUGAACUUGACGCCAUUGGAAAAUGAUCGCCUGGAGUUCAUCAAGUUUGGGAAGGUGGCUUAAUGGAUGGUUUAAUUGUUUGAUUUCUUGUGUAUGUUACUGAAAACUCAGUAUUAGAUCUAGGUUUAUUAUACGGAGUAUAUAUAUUCGUCCUUCUAUAUAUAGAUCAUACCUUUGCUUUAA
Molecule: messenger RNA, 749 nt
Organism: Ipomoea nil (Japanese morning glory)
Lineage: Eukaryota; Viridiplantae; Streptophyta; Magnoliopsida; Solanales; Convolvulaceae
Product: zinc finger protein ZAT12-like
Exons: 1
Coding region: 69-629 (186 amino acids)
Biological process (GO): response to chitin
Source: RefSeq, a predicted model, not a curated record